GGGCGGCGGACAGCUUUCCCUAGCUAUAGCGCUAAGAGCACAUCUGUCAUCAAGUACUAGCAAAACCUAACCCCGUGCUACUUUACGCGGAUAUCGUAGAAACAAUGUCGAUGCCAGGGCUCAAACCCAUUAUCUUCUAUGAUAUUCCCAACGUCGUGCAGAGUGAACCAUGGUCUCCAAAUACAAUGAAAACAAGAUAUUGUCUCACCUUCAAGGGUCUACCCUUCCAGACUGUCUGGCUCGAGUUCCCAGAGAUCAAGCCAUUCUACGAGCAGCAUUCUCUUGUGCCCACCACCUUGCGUAACAUCAAGGGAACCCCAACACCCAUAUACACGCUCCCUAUCAUCAUGGAUCCCAAUACGGAUAGGUGGAUUACAGACUCCUUUGCGAUUGCACAGUACCUUGAUGAGCAAUACCCCCGACACACCGAAACCGCGCUGGUGCACGUAUUUCACACCGCAUUCUAUAACGCCACAAGGGGCGUCAUCUUGCUGGGCUGUUUCAGAGGUGCUCAGAAGCUCAAUCCCGAGAGCAAGGAGUAUUAUAUUCGCACUCGUGAGGAGCGAUUCGGGAUUCCAUGGGAGCAGUUUGCAACUCCCGAGAAGAGAGAAGAACAGUGGAAUGCGCUGCGUGCUGGAUGCGAUACCGUGGACGGGUGGUAUGCAACGAGCAGCGGUCAAUUCUUAUUGGGGGAUACACCGUGUUUUUCUGACUUUAUGGUUGCGGGUUUAUGUAAUUGGAUACGGUAUUGCUUUGAGAAUGAGGAGUGGGAAGAAGUGAAGAGCUGGAAUGGAGAACGAUGGAGGAGAUUGGUCGAGGCAACUGACAGGUAUCUUGAUUGUUCGAAGUAGUUCUGUUGAGCGUGAUGCGCUCGGCUUACCUACAUGACCAGAAUGCACAUGAUAGACAG
Suillus subalutaceus is the source of this 910-nucleotide messenger RNA. RefSeq lists its product as uncharacterized. The transcript has 3 exons. NCBI's taxonomy places the organism in Eukaryota, Fungi, Basidiomycota, Agaricomycetes, Boletales, Suillaceae. Bases 105 to 851 code for a protein of 248 amino acids. The record is from RefSeq and is a predicted model, not a curated record.